Messenger RNA from Dryobates pubescens (Downy woodpecker), 1672 nucleotides. RefSeq names its product leucine rich repeat containing 34 (gene LRRC34). NCBI's taxonomy places the organism in Eukaryota, Metazoa, Chordata, Aves, Piciformes, Picidae. Bases 166 to 1422 code for a protein of 418 amino acids. The record is from RefSeq and is a predicted model, not a curated record. Gene Ontology annotation, molecular function: protein binding. The transcript is spliced from 11 exons.
GCCUCCUGCCAGGGGCCUGGGCCUGGCUCCCCGCCGCUCCCCCGCGGAGGGCUCAGGUUGCCCUCCUUGGAAACAGGAUCCUCGACCAAACAUUACCUCGGGGCAGAGCUCAGCCGUGGGGCAGGCACUGCAGGGAGCCGGUGCAGGUUGAUCGCUCAGCAGGUCAUGUCAGUUCGUCCAGAUCUUCAUCAGCACUAUGUUCAGUCCUGCCAAAGCUUGGGCCAUCCUGAAAACCCCUUCAUUGCUCAUGUGCUUCAAGAAGUUGAUAAAGAUGAUAAAAUCAAAGGGACAAAAGGGCUCACAGUGAAAAUAGCUGGAAAUAAUCGUCUUGUGCCUGUGCAGAGAGUUACAGAUGAUGAUCUUCAAGUUCUUGGCUCUGUCUUACACGAUUCUGCGUUUGUCACAGGUUUGGAUCUUAGGUGUAACGUAUUGACUGAUGCUGGAGCAAAGCAUGUGGCAACAUUCCUCCAGGAAAACUCCAAUCUGCGCUACCUUAACCUGAUGUUUAAUGAUAUUGGCACAAGUGGAGCAGAGCUGAUAGCAACAGCGCUCCGUAGGAAUGAAACUCUUAGGUAUUUGAGAAUGACUGGAAACAAAAUAGGAAACGAAGGUGGGAUGUUCUUUGCUUCAAUGCUGCAAAUCAAUUCAACCUUAGAGAAGCUGGAUCUUGGAGACUGUGAUGUGGGUACCCAGUGUCUAAUAGCCAUAGCAACAGCCCUGACUCAGAACCAAUCACUCAAAGCAAUUAACUUAAAUCGUCCUUUACUGUACAGCCAAGAGGAAGAGACCACAGUUCACAUAGCUCUGAUGUUGAAAACCAACCCUUCUCUUGUGGAGCUACACUUGUGCAAGCAUGAAAUGAAAAACUUUGGUGUAGAGCGACUGUGUGAGGCACUGUAUGAAAACUCCAGCCUGAGAUACCUUGAUCUUGGCUGUAAUAAAAUCAGCCGUGAUGGUGUAAAGUUUCUGGGAGAACUACUAAAACGGAACCAAACCCUGGAAAUCCUAGACCUUGGUGCAAACAGAAUAGAAGAUGCUGGAGCCAUCUACCUGAGUGAAGCCUUGGCUUGGUACAACAGGACUCUUCGAGCGUUGUCAGUGGUAAACAAUGGUCUAAGUGGCAAAGGACUGGUGCCUCUUUCAGAUGCAAUGAAAACAAACAGGGAGCUUUCCUAUAUUUACAUCUGGGGGAACAAACUGGAUGAAGCCACCUGUGUGGCAUUUUCAGACUUGAUUCAGACAGGCCGCCUGAAACCUAAUUGUACAGACGUGAACCCAUACGAGGUGGAUGGGCAUGUUCACCUUGCAGAGCUCUCCCACGGCCUUCAGAAGCAUUACUACUGGACACCAAGCUGGGGGGAGGAGACAAACAAAGAUGCUAAUGCCAGUCUGGCAAUUGCAGCUGUUACAGAGUACCUGUGAAUGAGGUAGUAGCUUGAUGCGCUCUGUGUGCCUCGGCUUUCCCUGUCUGUUUUGAGUAAAAUAUUAUCAGUAUCAAACUUGCUGCAUGUUUCUUCAGGGUCUUUGGUCUAGAAGGAAGAAGAAGAAAUUCUUCACAGAAAGAGUGAUUGGCCAUUGGAAUGGGCUGCCCAGGGAGGUGGUUGAGUCACCAUCACUGGAAGUGUUUAGGAAGAGACUGGAUGGGGCACUUAGUGCCAUGGUUUAGCUGAUC